Messenger RNA from Aspergillus niger, 1548 nucleotides. RefSeq lists its product as uncharacterized. Lineage: Eukaryota; Fungi; Ascomycota; Eurotiomycetes; Eurotiales; Aspergillaceae. Gene Ontology annotation, biological process: transmembrane transport. Bases 1 to 1548 code for a protein of 515 amino acids. The record is from RefSeq and is a predicted model, not a curated record. Gene Ontology annotation, molecular function: transmembrane transporter activity. The transcript has 6 exons.
AUGGCAAACAUUUCAACUAGCAGACCUCGCACAGAGUACGAGGAAGAUGUUCUACCUGGCACGGAUCUUUUGCAUGGCCGGGGCAGUAAUGAGCUCUCUUCGUCUCGAGACUUGUAUUCUGAUGCAAACAGCAGCCUAGUACCACAUCCCUCAGAUGACUCCAAUGAUCCACUGAAUUGGUCGCCCGCUUGGAAAUAUCUUGUUAUCGCAACCCAAUUUUUAUUUCUCUUUGUCUCUGUUGAAUGCGCCCUUUCAAUGGGCCCAAUGUUUCCCCUCUUCGCUGAAGAGUUUCAUCUUGACGAGACCCAGCUUAGCCUCCUGACCGGGGCUUGUGUUUUGGCCCUCGGCUACUCAAACCUUCUCAUCGUCCCGUGCUCUAACAUAUUUGGCCGUCGGAUCACCAGUCUUAUCUUCUGUCUGCUAGGCAUGGCAUCAUGCCUGUGGCAAGCACUUGCAAAAUCCCACUCGAGCUUGGUGACUGCGCGGGUUAUCAACGGAAUAGCGACAGCCACGAGCGAAACGGUGAUGGUCCAGGUAACUUCGGACAUCUUUUUCUUGCACGAGCGCGGUGCAUGGACCGGCCUUUAUUUUAUGGGGUACUUUCUCGGCUUGUUUAUAGGGCCCAUUAUAUCCGGGAAUAUUGCUCAGAACUUUGGAUGGCGUAGUUUCUUCUGGUUAUCCUUUGCCUUGUCUGCGUUCAAUUUCAUCACUUUACUCGUUUUCUUUCCCGAAACUCGAUUCCUUCGCGACCGUAAGGAUGCCCCCGCAUUCCCCAUUCAGUCGAGAUCUACGGAACAAAUAAAGGAGGAAUGUGAGCAAGUAGAGAUGGUCGACCGUGACUGGAAGCAGCUCCUCUUGCGGAACUUGUUAGUCCCUGUCUACGCAUUUUUUCCCCCCAUUAUCCUCUGGGCAGCAUUGAACGUUACUGGGCCAGCGAACCUCCUGCUAUACUGGAACCUGACGGAAUCAAAAGUGCUGAGUGCCCCACCGUAUGGCUUUUCGCCAUCCAGUGUGGGGUACUCGAAUUUUGCAUUUGUCGCUGGUGGCCUGGUUGGCCUUGUCACCGCUGGUCCCUUUUCGGACUGGAUUGCCGCCAGAGCAACCGCGAGAAACGGCGGUAUUCGCGAGGCGGAGAUGAGGCUCCCAGCACUCAUUCCAUAUUUCAUCACAACCGUUGUUGGCAUCGUCAUUGGAGGCCGCGGGUAUGAUUAUCAAUGGGACUGGCCGCUCAUCGUAAUUGUUGGGUAUGGUUUCACAGGCCUGUGUGUGACUGCCGUUCCAACUAUUGUGAUUUCGUAUGCGGUCGACUGCUAUGAACCAAUUUCUGGGGAGAUUAUGGUCGUGGCUACGGUUAUCAAGAACACGUGUGGCUUUGUCAUGAGCUAUUGGGUGAUGCCAAUGGCUGCAAGACGAGGUUGGAUCGUACCUACUAUGGUUGAGUUUUCGUUGGCUAUUGGACCGUUGUUACUGGGUAUUCCUAUGUAUUUUUUCGGAAAGGGUCUGAGACGGCUGACAAAGGAUGCAAGAAUACAUGCACUUAGUGGGUAA